Messenger RNA from Telopea speciosissima, 1259 nucleotides. RefSeq lists its product as uncharacterized. NCBI's taxonomy places the organism in Eukaryota, Viridiplantae, Streptophyta, Magnoliopsida, Proteales, Proteaceae. Bases 86 to 1126 code for a protein of 346 amino acids. The transcript is spliced from 10 exons. The record is from RefSeq and is a predicted model, not a curated record.
UACAGUUAUUACUUACCCUCUCUCUCUCUCUCUCUGAAUCUCUGUUUGUGGAGAAUCAUCUCGUGGUGGGUUUAGUUGAUCAUUCAUGGCUUCCAAAUUCUCACUCAGCACUAUCCCUGUUUUUUCAAUCUCUUCCGCAAGAUUCUCAACAAGCCCACGAAAGGUCCCUGUUUUUGUAUUCCCGUUACUGAACUCUGCUGGGUUUUGUUGCUCAAGGAGCAUUUCAACUCCCAGGGGAGAUGCUUCAGUACGCCAUGUAGUUUCAACUCCCAGGGGAGACCCUUCCGUACGCCAAGUAGUGGAGGAAGAAGAGAUUAAAUCCACAACCUCAGAGGAUAGUCUGGACUCUCAGUCUACCCCUUCAUCUUCAAAGCUCGUUCUUGUCGUCGGCGGAACUGGUGGUGUCGGGCAGUUGAUUGUAGCAUCAUUGCUCAACAGGAACAUCAAAUCACACUUAUUACUGCGGGAUACUUUGAAAGGAUCAACAUUGUUUGGUGAACAAGAUGAGCAAAAUUUACGGGUAUGGAAAGGUGACACACGAAACCCUGAUGAUUUGGAUCCUGCUAUGUUUGAGGGAGUUACACAUGUAAUUUGCUGCACCGGAACUACAGCCUUUCCUUCAAAGCGAUGGGGAGGAGAUAAUACACCAGAAAGAGUAGAUUGGGAGGGAGUCCGGAAUCUUGUAUGUGCACUGCCUCCAUCCGUGGAGAGAUUUAUUCUUGUUUCGUCUGUGGGGGUUACAAAGUUCGAUGAGUUGCCAUGGAGUAUCAUGAACCUCUUUGGUGUCCUGAAGUUUAAGAAAAUGGGGGAGGACUUUGUUCGCAAGUCUGGUCUUCCUUCUACAAUUAUCAGACCUGGAAGACUGACAGAUGGACCUUACACCUCAUAUGAUCUGAAUACUUUGCUUAAAGCAACUGCUGGGCAACGUCGUGCAGUUCUGAUAGGUCAAGGAGACAAACUUGUGGGAGAGGUUAGUAGACUUGUAGUGGCUGAAGCUUGCAUACAGGCACUGGAUAUAGAAUCUACUCAAGGCCAAAUAUAUGAAAUCAACUCAGUGGAGGGAGAAGGACCAGGAAGCGAUCCUAAAAAAUGGAGGGAGCUCUUCCAAUCUGCACAAGUCCAAUAGCUAGAUUUAUUAGUCUUCAUCAUGAACUCUACCAAAAAAAAAAUUUUGAAAUUCAACUCAUUUGUACUAUGAAGAUAGUUGAAGCUGCAACAACUUCAACCUUAAGUACAGAUAAAAUGUUUGAAAUCUGUUA